Messenger RNA from Arvicola amphibius (Eurasian water vole), 4185 nucleotides. Its product is annotated as AFG3-like protein 1. The record is from RefSeq and is a predicted model, not a curated record. Gene Ontology annotation, molecular function: ATP binding; metalloendopeptidase activity; ATP-dependent peptidase activity. Gene Ontology annotation, cellular component: m-AAA complex; membrane. Gene Ontology annotation, biological process: protein-containing complex assembly; mitochondrial protein processing. The coding region runs from base 52 to 2418 and encodes 788 amino acids. NCBI's taxonomy places the organism in Eukaryota, Metazoa, Chordata, Mammalia, Rodentia, Cricetidae. The transcript has 17 exons.
CCGCCUGCUGCGCGUGCGCCCGCCUAGGCGGCGCGAGGUCAGGGCAGGGCAAUGUUACUCCGGCUGGUGGGGGCGGCCGGCAGUCGGGCCCUAGCCUGGCCUUUCUCCAAGUUGUGGCGAUGUGGCGGCAGCGCAGGAAGCGGCGGGGCGGUCUGGAGCAGCGUGAGGGUCGGUGGCAUUGCUCGGCAGGGGUUAUGCUCACUGCAGGCUCUGCAGGGAAGACUCACUUGGUUCUCCCCAAGGCUGUGUUCAAAACCUCCCAAAGGGUUUGAGAAAUUUUUUAAGAAUAAGAAGAAUGGAAGAAGUACAGAACCAGGAAACUCAGUAGCUCCAAAAAAAGAAACUGUAGAACCAAAGAACACUGGGCCUGGAGGAGAUGGAGGCAAGAGAGGAGGGAAGCGAGCUGGCUUUGCCUGGUGGAAACGGAUGCAGAAGGGGGAGUUUCCAUGGGAUGACAAGGAUUUCCGGAGUCUGGCUGUUCUGGGGGCAGGCGUGGCUGUGGGGUUUUUAUAUUUCUAUUUUCGAGAUCCCGGAAAAGAGAUCACCUGGAAGCACUUUGUGCAGUAUUACCUCUCCAGAGGUCUGGUGGAUCGGCUGGAGGUUGUGAACAAGCAAUUUGUGCGUGUUAUUCCUGUCCCUGGGACGACAUCCGAGAAGUUCGUGUGGUUUAACAUUGGCAGUGUUGACACCUUUGAGAGAAACCUUGAGUCUGCUCAGUGGGAGCUGGGGAUUGAGCCCACCAACCAGGCUGCCGUAGUCUAUACUACAGAGAGUGAUGGCUCUCUUCUCCGAAGCCUGGUGCCCACCCUGGUCCUGGUUAGCAUCCUCCUCUAUGCCAUGAGGAGGGGUCCAAUGGGGACUGGUCGUGGCGGGCGAGGAGGAGGCCUCUUCAGUGUUGGUGAGACAACAGCCAAGAUCUUAAAGAACAACAUUGAUGUGAAGUUCGCAGAUGUGGCUGGCUGUGAAGAAGCCAAGCUGGAAAUUAUGGAGUUUGUGAAUUUCCUGAAGAACCCAAAGCAAUAUCAGGACUUAGGAGCCAAGAUCCCAAAGGGAGCAAUGCUUACUGGUCCACCUGGAACUGGCAAAACACUUCUUGCGAAAGCAACUGCGGGGGAGGCCAAUGUGCCCUUCAUCACUGUGAAUGGGUCGGAGUUCCUGGAAAUGUUCGUUGGUGUUGGGCCAGCACGGGUUCGUGACAUGUUUGCAAUGGCCCGGAAAAAUGCUCCUUGUAUUUUAUUCAUUGAUGAGAUCGAUGCGAUCGGCAGGAAGCGAGGUCGUGGUCACCUGGGAGGCCAGAGUGAGCAGGAGAACACUUUAAACCAGAUGCUUGUGGAGAUGGACGGCUUCAACUCUACCACUAAUGUGGUAGUGCUAGCUGGUACCAAUCGCCCUGAUAUCCUUGACCCAGCCCUGACACGGCCUGGCCGGUUUGACCGCCAGAUCUACAUUGGUCCCCCUGAUAUCAAAGGCAGGUCCUCUAUUUUCAAGGUUCACUUGCGUCCACUCAAGCUAGAUGAACGCCUCACCAAAGAUGCUCUUUCAAGGAAACUAGCUGCUCUUACUCCGGGUUUCACUGGUGCUGAUAUUUCCAAUGUGUGCAACGAAGCAGCACUGAUUGCUGCCCGCCAUCUUAGCCCUUCUGUCCGGGAGAAGCACUUUGAGCAAGCCAUCGAGAGGGUCAUUGGAGGCCUUGAGAAGAAGACCCAGGUCCUACAGCCCAGCGAAAAGAGAACUGUCGCCUACCAUGAGGCAGGGCAUGCAGUGGUGGGCUGGCGCCUGGAGCACGCAGACCCUCUGCUGAAGGUGUCCAUCAUCCCUCGGGGCAAGGGGCUUGGCUAUGCUCAGUACCUUCCCCGCGAGCAAUACCUCUACACGCGGGAGCAGCUCUUCGACCGCAUGUGUAUGAUGCUAGGGGGCAGGGUGGCUGAGCAGCUGUUCUUUGGCCAGAUCACUACAGGGGCUCAGGAUGACCUAAGGAAGGUCACCCACAGUGCCUAUGCUCAGAUUGUGCAGUUUGGAAUGAGCGAGAAGCUGGGCCAGGUAUCCUUUGACCUCCCCAGACAAGGAGAGACCAUGGUGGAGAAGCCGUACAGCGAAGCCACUGCUCAGCUCAUUGAUGAGGAGGUCCGGCACCUUGUCAGGUCUGCCUACGAUCGGACCCUGGAACUGCUCACACAGUGCCGGGAGCAGGUCGAGAAGGUGAGCAGGCGGCUCCUGGAGAAAGAAGUGCUGGAGAAGGCUGACAUGGUGGAGCUCUUGGGGCCUCGGCCCUUUGCAGAGAAGUCCACCUAUGAGGAAUUUGUAGAGGGCACCGGCAGCCUAGAGGAGGACACAUCCCUUCCCGAGGGGCUGAAAGACUGGAAUCAGGGUCGGGAGGAAGGAGGCACUGAGCGCUGCUUACAGGAGAGCCCUGCAUAGCAGUGGCCUAUUUGACCACUGUUGGCUAGGAGCUGCUCAGCCUUUACAGAACAGCUGCCAGAGUAACUGAAAAACAAAUUAAAAUAGGUGACAACUGCGAAUAGAUGUUUUAGAGAAGACCAUUUAGACUCCACAGAAGAGAGAGCUAGGACUUGGCAGCCUCCAUCCAAGGCAAUAGCUAAGGGAUCAAAGGUGUGGCCUGAGGCCACGGGCCCUGAACCUAGAGGUCUGUCAAUUCAGGUAGAAAGGGAGUGGACACUGGCUUCUAUGAAGCCAUGAGUGUUAUCUUUGGGGUAUUCUGUGUAUAGGGUAUUAAGAGCUACAUCACGCUUCUAGUAGACACAGAACUGAUUCAGUUUCCGAGUGUGCUGCCUUAUAGCUUGCCUCUGAGGUAAUUAAUUGCUCAGAGGCUAAGCCUGAUCCAACACAGACAAAGUCUGGUGAAGAAUUAAUGAAAAUGUAAGCCAGUCAUCAAGGGAAGGCUAGGUUCUUAAGCUGAUUAGUGCUUAGGAAAGAAAGCCAGCUCAGCUGCACAUCUCUGGCUAAGGAGAGGGAGUGUGGCCAUCCCUGGCCUCGGUGGCAGCAUCAGAAAUUUUGUCAGUCAGACCUGGCAUCUAGCCUUAGCUCUGGUGCCCAUUUAUCAACCAUCUUGUUGUAGGACAGCUCUUGAGUCAAAGAAGGGUCUAGAAGAGGCAUCUUUUUCGUGUUGAUCCUGGGGUGUGCUGAGGCCUGAACUCCAGACCUAAUGCUUGGGUCUUUGGGUUCCUAGAGUGUGCUUGUGGAAUUCCUCCAGGACUCCCUGGGAUCACAGGUCUCAACUCUUCCAGUCUGCUCACGGCCUGGGGAGGAAUCCAUUUACUCCCUUGACUUGUUUAAAAUUUUUGUAUGUAUGCCCACAGGUGUUCAUGUGUGCGUAUGAUAACAUGUGUCCAUAUGAUUACGUGGAGACCAGGGAUUGACUUAGUAUGUCUUCCUCAAUUGCUUUUUUCCUUUUUGGUUUUUGAGACAGGGUUUCUCUAGCCUUGGAGCCUGUCCUGGAACUUGCUCUGUAGACCAGGCUGGCCUUGAACUCACAGAGAUCCGCCUGCCUCUGCCUCCCGAGUGCUGGGAUUAAAGGCGUGCGCCACCACCCAGCCCUCAAUUGCUUUCUAUCUUAUUUUUUUUUCAUUUAUUUAGUUGUGUCUGCACAUGCAUGUCCACAAACACAUAUGCUCCAUGGUACACGUGUAGGUCAGAGAACAACUUGUGAGAGUCAGUUCUGUCCUUCUGCUGUGUGGGUUCUAACAAUCAUCAGGCUUGGCAGAACCUACCUUUCCCCACUGAGCCAUCUUGCCAGCAGUGCACCCUGUCUUUUGAGAUGGGGUCUCUUACUGAAUCUGGCUAGAUUUGCAGGCCAGCAAGCUCGAAGGAUCCUCCAGUCUCUGCCUUCCCAGUGCUGGGAUCACAGGUAUCCCUUUCUGCCUGGCUUUUGUGUGGAUGAUGUGCAGCAAGCACUCACUUCAGCAGCUCAACCUUCUCUGGCUCUGUGACUGAUGAUGGUGGGCUUCCUGGAUGACUCGUCAGGAGGGCGGAGACCUGCUCUCUGCCUCUUAAACCGUUACGUCCUUAACUUUCCUUUGGGGCCUGGAUACAUAGUAUAGUACAUUUUCUAAAUUGUGUUUGCCUCAGAAAUAGAAAUUUUAUCAGGGGACAGAUACUUCUAACUUUUACUGUUUGUAAAAUGUACAUUACUGAAUUUUAAAAAUAAAAUGUUUUUUUCAUUUUUAA